This is a messenger RNA of Heterocephalus glaber (naked mole-rat), 2069 nucleotides long. RefSeq names its product iodothyronine deiodinase 3 (gene Dio3). Gene Ontology annotation, biological process: thyroid hormone metabolic process. Gene Ontology annotation, molecular function: thyroxine 5'-deiodinase activity. NCBI's taxonomy places the organism in Eukaryota, Metazoa, Chordata, Mammalia, Rodentia, Bathyergidae. The record is from RefSeq and is a predicted model, not a curated record.
GCCGGAUCCGCCGGCCCCCUGCCGCGCCGCCCCGCCCUCGGCCUGCCGGCGCCCGCCCUCGACCUGCGAUUUCCCGGGCAUUGGCCGUGCCGCCGGGAGAUCCCUCCGGGUUCAAGUUGCAAGGGGGCGGGCCCGGGCCGGAGGUGGAGUCUCCCGCCAAUUGCAGCCUUGGCUAUAAAUUGAGCUCCCUGCACGCCAAAGCCCAGAUGCCUCACCAGGCCGCCUCGCGGUUGGUGGCCGGAGAGGGCGACGGGUCCCAGGGGGCCUCGGGGCCCGUGGCCACCAUGCUCCGCUCCCUGCUGCUUCACUCCCUGAGGCUGUGCGCCCAGACCGCUUCGUGCCUCGUGCUCUUCCCGCGCUUCCUCGGCACGGCCUUCAUGCUCUGGCUCCUCGACUUCCUGUGCAUUCGCAAGCAUUUCCUGCGCCGCCGCGGCCUGGGGCAGCCUGAGCCCGGAGUGGAGCUCAACAGCGACGGCGAGGAGGUGCCCCCCGAUGACCCGCCUAUCUGCGUGUCCGAUGACAACCGCCUGUGCACCCUGGCGUCGCUCAAGGCUGUGUGGCACGGCCAGAAGUUGGAUUUCUUUAAGCAGGCACACGAGGGCGGGCCGGCGCCCAACUCCGAGGUGGUCCUGCCCGAAGGCUUCCAGAGCCGGCGCAUCCUGGACUACGAGCAGGGGAACCGCCCGCUGGUGCUCAAUUUUGGCAGCUGCACCUGACCACCGUUCAUGGCGCGCAUGAGCGCCUUCCAGCGCCUGGUCACCAAGUACCGGCGCGACGUUGACUUCCUCAUCAUCUACAUCGAGGAGGCCCACCCUUCCGACGGUUGGGUCACCACGGACUCCCCCUACAUCAUCCCGCAGCACCGGAGCCUGGAGGACCGGGUCAGCGCGGCUCGGGUGCUGCAGCGGGGCGCGCCUGGCUGCGCUCUCGUCCUAGACACCAUGGCCAACUCCAGCAGCUCGGCCUACGGCGCCUACUUCGAACGCCUCUAUGUCAUCCAGCGCGGCACCAUCAUGUACCAGGGCGGCCGUGGCCCAGACGGCUACCAGGUCUCAGAGCUGCGCACCUGGCUGGAGCGCUACGACGAGCAGCUGCACGGCCCUCAGCCCGGCCGGUUGUAAACAACCGAUGGACAACUGCCUGGACUCGGUGGGCUGGGCCUUCGGGCUUUCGAAGCCCGCGUGCAGUCUCCACCAGCGAAGCCGGGCUUGGUGAGACCCAAGGACCCAGAUGCAUUGAGCCCUGCCUCUCUGGCUGGGUCUGGCACUCGGCCACUGAAGACCAGCCUCCGUGGGACUCUUGUGACUCACUUGUACCUGCCUGGCUGGCCUGAAAUCCCCCUGGGGCACUGAAGCAGCGCGCGCACACCCAUGCCUGUGGACCCGCAGGCCUGGCCUCCGCGCACUUUUGCACACCAGCACUCCAGCCCGCCGAGCGCCGAGCGGCGGUGCGCGCAUCUCGCAGCAGAGAUACCUUGGCCACGCCCGCGCGCCGGGAGCGCAGCUGGGUUCCAGCAGCUCCAGGCUUCGCUAGUUGCCUGGCACCCACCUGUCGCGCGCAGGGAGCCCUGCUGCCUUUGUGUUUAUUUCUUGUCUCUGAGCUGAGGGGAGGAUUUGGGAGGGAGAGGGUGGGCAGGGUCGUCUUCCCCCUCCUUUGGGCGCGCACGAGCCCCUCUGCUGAUGACGAACUGUCUCUAACUGGUCUUGACCACGAGCCGGUUCCGAAUUGCAGGCUCGAAUCGGUGCCGAAAGCGAGAGGGGGAAGAGGGCCCCGGACUUCGGAAAGGAGACCGCCGUCAGUGGGGAGGGAGUGGGAGGGGCCGCUUCCGGGCUAGAGGUGGUUUGAGAGGCCUCGGCGAGCUUCGCAGCGCCCGGGAGGGGAGAGGCCAGGACUCCUGGAGAGCAGGCUUGGGUGGGGGCGGCCCGAGAAAGGGAGAUGGGCGGGGCCUGAGACCGACCGCUGGGCCCGGAGUGGAAGGCUCUGAUUUCGCCGCCUGGCGAGAGUAGUGCUGAUGAUAUUCCCUGUGUAUGAACUUCGUUUAAGCUAUAGUAAUAAAGGCUUAAAGUAAA